Puccinia graminis f. sp. tritici CRL 75-36-700-3 is the source of this 1852-nucleotide messenger RNA. RefSeq lists its product as uncharacterized. Gene Ontology annotation, cellular component: cytosol. Gene Ontology annotation, biological process: 'de novo' cotranslational protein folding; regulation of translational fidelity. Bases 165 to 1553 code for a protein of 462 amino acids. The record is from RefSeq and is a predicted model, not a curated record. Lineage: Eukaryota; Fungi; Basidiomycota; Pucciniomycetes; Pucciniales; Pucciniaceae. Gene Ontology annotation, molecular function: Hsp70 protein binding; ribosome binding. The transcript is spliced from 5 exons.
CGGACACGAGCACAUAUUUCGAUAAAAAUUUUCUUGCAGCAGUCGGUCGACGUUGCAACUUGGCCCAGCUCAAUCUAUCAUAUAUUCAGUGGUCGCCUUUCCGCCUGCAAAACUCCCAAAUACAACGACUUUCUAAGCACACAAACAACUUGUCUAUUAUCUCCAUGGCUUCCGAAACUAUCACCCUCCCAAUCUCCUUGGAUUUCCAAAUCAGCGUGGGUUACAGCAAACCAUCGAUCGGGAAAUUAGCUGCGCCUGAAACGAAGACGAUCUUGCCGCUUGGUCGAGCGUUCCAAUACCAUGCCACUCGGGUCCUGAACAAAUGGACCUUGGCCGAACAUGAGGCUGCGAUUGCUAAGGAGCUAGAAGCCACCAAGAACGAUUCGGCUGGCGAUCUGGGCGACGAAGUGGAUGAUGGCGUAGGAGAGGAGCCUGAGAGUAGAUACAUCCUUGAGCUCGAUCCGCGUGAUUGGAAGAACCAAGACCAGUAUGCCGUCUUGGGAUUGUCUUCGUUGCGUUGGAAGGCUACGCCCGAUCAAAUUAAACGUGCUCAUCGAAAGAAAGUCUUGCGUCAUCAUCCCGAUAAGAAAGCUGGACAAGCGGGCAACGCAAACGAUGACAGUUUUUUCAAGUGCAUUUCUAAAGCCUAUGAGACCUUGUCAGACCCAGUGAAGCGACGCCAAUUUGACUCGGUCGAUGAAGAAAUUGACGAUGGAGACAUCCCCUCAGAAAAGGAAGUGAAUGCGAGUCCGGAAGCAUUCUUCAAGCUCUACAGUCCCGUCUUCGAAAGGGAGGCCCGCUUCAGUCUCAAACAGCCUGUGCCCUCGAUCGGUGACAUCAACAGCACUCGGGAAGAGGUCGAAGAGUUUUAUGACUUUUGGCUCAAGUUUGACAGUUGGAGGAGCUUUGAAUGGAAGGAUAAGGACGCAAAUGAAGGCUCAGACUCACGAACGGAAAAGCGUCACAUCGAAAACAAAAACCGAUCGGAGCGUGAACGCCGCAAGAAAGAAGAUAACACGCGACGAAGAAAUCUUGUGGAGACCGCAUUAUCACUCGAUCCGCGUAUGAAGCGAUUUAAGACGGAAGAACGUCUAGCCCGAGAAGCGAAACGCAAGGGCCCGAAUGCCUCCGCCAGCACACCUGCGACGCUCUCUGCCGAACAGAUCAAAGAGAAAGAAGCGGCCGAAUUGAAAGCUAAACAAGAGUUAGAAAAGAAGAACGAGGAAUCGAAGUCGGCGAAGGAGGCUGCCAAGAAAGCGAAAGAGGCGGCCAAGAAGAACUUGAAGAAGGAGAAGAAGACGAUCCAAUCGAUCGUCACCGGCUCGAACUACUUCCUCGCCGAUGGCGAGAGCGUGAAUGCCAGUGUGAUCGAAGGCCAAUUGAGCGAAUUGGACCUCUUGUUUGCCGCACUCGAACCCGAAGAAGUCUCCGAAUUACGCAAGGAAAUGGAAAGUAACCAUGGCCAGGGUAAACCUGCCGUGAAAGCUGUGCUCAUUCGAUUUGCCAAGAAAGUCUCGGAUGCUAAUAAGGCCUCCUUCAAGCAAUUUGUUUAAACAUUGCUCAUUAUCUAGAUUCAUAAUAGAACUACAUCCUUCCACCACAUCUUAUUGAUUUCUCAACAAAUUUCAAGUUUUAGUUUGAAGUAUUAAGAGCUUAGUUGCAGUUGAAGUAGUUGUCACUCCAUGAUUGUCAUUGUCAAUUCUUUGUUUGAGAGUCAUCCAGAGGAUGGUAUUGAGGUAAACCCACAAAUGCUCCGCCCCAUAGAAUCGAUUCAGGCAAGGACGGAUUCUUCUGCACUUUUUUUUGGCUUUGCAGAAGGCCCAUUUGACUUUCGACUCAUUUAAUGUGAGAC